AUAAACGUGUUUAAUCCGAGCAUGAAAAAAUUCGGCAGUUUAUUUUUAAUUCUUGCAGAGAUUAUAUCUGGUUAAGAUGGUUUACGUCUAUUCUACUGACGGACAAUGUCUGAACAUAACAUCAUUAAUUAGUAAUUUAACAAAGACAGAAUAGAUGUCACUUUAUGGUUUUGUCAUGUUUGUAUAAUAUGUUGUCUAUCAUUGAAGUAAACAUUUUAUAUGGCAGAUUAUACAUGUAGGAAAACCUGAAAUAGUAAAACCUUUACACAGAGGGCACUACAGGAAGUGCGUCCAAACACAAAACCGGAAGUACUUAGGAGGCAAUCUUGCUGCUUCUGCAUAGUUUAACGACCGCCAAGUUUGAAACACAAACCUCAUGUUUGGAAGAAAAUCGAUAGACCCAGCAGAAAUGACGACAAGAGACAAACUAAGUACAUAUCACAAAAAAAGAAUGAAUAGGACAUUUGAAUCGUCCAGUAGCGAGUCCACCACAUUUGAAGAGAAAAAGCUCGAUAACGUAUUGGAGGAGGAGGAGGAAGACAACAACGAAGGACCGAUGGUCUUCAUCUGCGGGAAGUGCAAGUUACCAGUUGGAGAUUCAGUGUCCUGGGAUGGAAGGGAAGACGAUCUAAAUCAAAUAAGACUGGAGCGGGUUACUGACAACGUCCUGGUUGGGAAAGAAAAUCGCCCGUUUGAAGUGGGAAAGCAGACUCUCUGUCUGAUCGUGGACCUCAUCUGCAGGGGCUGUCACACCAUACUGGGCAUGGUUUACACUUCCACUCCCAAGAUCUUGGACCACAAGAGGUUUACAUUCUGUCUCAAUGUUGCUGACAUUGACAGCUAUGUGCUGGGCUCUGCUGGCCAGAUGUUGACAGCAGAGGGCCCCAAAGAGCAGCCGGUGACACUGGAGUACAGAGGCAGUGUUGAACACCAGCUGACAGAGAUGAAAAUGCUGGUCAUGUCCAUGGCGCAGAGGUUGAAAGAGAUUGAAGCCGGUCUAGAAGAAGGGUGCGACGAGGUGUGACGGUGAUGGACGUGAACCCGCCUGGGAGGGUUUUUUGUCCAGGUGUUGUCCGCGUGAGAAUCUAAUGCUAAAACUCCUAACCUGGACCUUUACAUUCACGCCCGCCGUUCCAAAGUUAGAUUUCAGCUGCAUUCUGUCUAUAGUACAAUUUGUCCUAGGCUCACCUUGAUCAAACCACCUACACCCACGCACACACACUCCCAUAUUCCACUCUGCUUUGUCCUGAUUACUACUGGCGAACAAAGACUACCAGCACUUGUAAUCAAUCAUGCUGCCAGCUCGCCUCCCGCGGCUCGUGGCACCAUCGUUUCUGUCGGCCUCGGUGGCGAAUGAACGCGCACCAUGAGCAGAAUGUUUAUUUGUGCGAGAUUUCAUCUGGCAGGCUGCACAUUCAGCACAAUGCUGUAUUGAUCUUGCCACUUGAGGUCACACAUACACACACUUUUUCUUUGUUCUUUUCCUGAAGUGUGUGGCCUGUUUGUUGGACAUAUCUUUCAUUUUCUCUGUUGAAACCAUGACAUGAUUAGAACAGAUCUUAAUGACAAAUACAUCAGACAGCUACAUAAUUACAGACAAAUUCACCUGUGAACUCUGUAAAAAAUGAAUUUUUUCUUUGUUAGAUUUUUCAGUGGCGUCCGUUCAUGAUUUGUUAUUGCAUUGACUUUCUGUUUGCUUGCCUUUGUUUUGGUCAAUCACAGUUAUUGUCGUGUAGUGAAGCGUUUAACACCUUCAAGAGAUAUUUUAACCAUAUAUGUCAGUGUUUUCUGUUUGACAUGGCAGAUUAAAACCAAUUAGAACUUCCAGGAUGAGCUUUUUUCAAGUGUUUCUUUCUCUGUUGCAACCAGCCUGUUGAGGAUCAGG
Menidia menidia (Atlantic silverside) is the source of this 1885-nucleotide messenger RNA. The record is from the annotation of a GenBank genome assembly. NCBI's taxonomy places the organism in Eukaryota, Metazoa, Chordata, Actinopteri, Atheriniformes, Atherinopsidae.